Molecule: messenger RNA, 3686 nt
Organism: Mauremys reevesii (Reeves's turtle)
Lineage: Eukaryota; Metazoa; Chordata; Testudines; Geoemydidae
Gene: YWHAG
Product: tyrosine 3-monooxygenase/tryptophan 5-monooxygenase activation protein gamma
Exons: 2
Coding region: 162-905 (247 amino acids)
Biological process (GO): signal transduction
Cellular component (GO): cytoplasm
Molecular function (GO): protein kinase C binding
Source: RefSeq, a predicted model, not a curated record
AGCAGCCGGGUGUGCAGCAGCCGCCGCCGGAGCCGCAGGAAUCGCCUCAGCCGGAGCUGCCCCGCUGCUGUCGCGCGCUCAGGGAGCCGCCCGCCCGCCGCCACCUCCGCUUCGCCCGCGAGCCGAGCCCAGCCCAGCCCCGCUCCGCCCCGGCCGGGAAGAUGGUGGACCGCGAGCAGCUGGUGCAGAAAGCCCGGCUGGCCGAGCAAGCCGAGCGCUACGAUGACAUGGCGGCCGCCAUGAAGAACGUCACAGAGCUGAACGAGCCACUGUCCAAUGAAGAAAGGAACCUGUUGUCUGUAGCCUAUAAGAAUGUAGUGGGGGCACGGCGCUCUUCCUGGCGAGUAAUUAGUAGCAUUGAGCAGAAGACGUCUGCUGAUGGUAAUGAAAAGAAGAUAGAAAUGGUACGGGCCUACCGUGAGAAAAUAGAGAAGGAGUUGGAAGCUGUAUGCCAAGAUGUGCUGAGCCUGCUAGACAACUAUCUGAUCAAGAACUGCAGCGAGACACAGUAUGAGAGUAAGGUCUUUUACCUGAAGAUGAAAGGGGACUAUUAUCGUUACCUAGCUGAGGUGGCCACAGGAGAGAAGAGGGCAACUGUGGUGGAGUCUUCGGAGAAAGCCUAUAGCGAAGCCCAUGAGAUCAGCAAGGAGCACAUGCAACCAACUCAUCCCAUUAGGCUUGGUCUGGCACUUAACUACUCAGUUUUCUACUAUGAGAUCCAGAAUGCGCCUGAGCAGGCAUGCCACCUGGCCAAGACGGCUUUUGAUGAUGCCAUUGCUGAGCUGGACACCCUCAACGAGGACUCCUACAAAGACUCAACGCUCAUCAUGCAGCUCCUUCGUGACAACCUAACGCUCUGGACAAGCGAUCAGCAAGAUGACGACGGUGGAGAAGGCAACAAUUAGACCCCCAAAUGGACUGGCAGCCGCACGCUGAUGCUACUACUGCAGUCUUUAUUUUUUUCCCACGAGUGGGGGGGGGUCGGGGUGGGGGAGGGGAAGGGAAGGGUAACCUUCCCAGGGAGGCCCCCACGACCUGUCUUGAUUGCCUCUUUGACAUUUUUGCCAAAACACCACUAGUGGAAAGUCAGGCUGGCUGUGCUGGGUAUGGAAUGGCAGCCUCACACUGGCAUAUGGACUGUUCUGUAGAUUAAUAAUACAAGUGGAGCUGUCUUUAAUUUAACUUUAUUGCUAGAAAUAAAAGGGUUUAAAGAUGAAAUAACUUGAAUGAGAUGGCCCUCACUUUAAAAAAUGAAGUUCUGUGGUUCCAGUAAGGUUUAUGUGCAUGUGUCUCUUCAGUUCAAGUGCCGUAUGUUUACCACGUAGCAGUGCAUCCCCAGGGUGCGCUGUGCCUGUCAUGGCGUAGCUUACAAUCCCAAACUGAAACAACUUACAUUGCAGGGCUUCUAAAGCCCCAGGAUUUAGGCCAUUUAACUUUUUGUUAAGAUGUUUAUUAGGGUAGCUUACAGUAUUAACACUAAAUUACAGUUUACAGUAUUUCUACAUUACAGCCAUAUGUGACAUCAAGCCAUUGAUUGUACACUUUCUUUUGCUAACUCUCUUGGCUUGCCAUCCUUAUCCAGUCCCCUGUGGACUGGCUUGGCUAUCCUUUGUCUCCCAAGGCCAGAAGACUGCCUGAGGAACAUCAAAGCUGCUCUAGUUUUGAUCAGCAAAUUAACAGAUGCUUGGCAAGCGGCUGUUUAAACUGAGUCCACAGCAAAAGGAUUAAGAACUUAAUUAGAAAGGGGGGAAACGUUAAACUAAAACACCAUUAGAUAAAAAGAAUUCAGGUCUGUAUGUCAUGUACUGUUUGGUAUUUCAAAGACCAUCCUGAUUUAAGGUGCCACAGCUCCUUCCUCAGGGAUUACACUGCCAUUUCACUUUCCCCUGACUUUCUCCCACUCUACCAUGAGGUUUGUCAGCAGAUCUCUGUAGCGCCCAGACUCCUUGUUUUGUCUUCAUGGCAGCUCGGUGUUCAUUCUCCUGGGGAAGCUUGUGGUAUAAUGAGUGAAACCUCAGGAGCUUAGAAGCUCAUUUGGUAGAGAAACCCACAAAGGAAGAGCUACCAUCAUAAACAUUUCUGUCAACUCUCGGGAGCCCUGUAAAUUAGUUCUCUUCGAAAAUAUCCGUUUUCCAGAUCUGUUUGAUUUGGCUGGGAGAAAAUAAAGCUUACCAGGUAAUAUUUACCCCCAUCCGAGUAAAGAUUUUUUUUACACGAUUGUUGGAAGUUCACUGCCAUUUCCUUCUGAUUUCGCAGAUUGCUGAACUUCGUAGAUUUUUAACUAAAACUACGCAGUAGAAGAAACUGCGCUCAUUAAUGUCAUAUUCAAACAGGCUUUCACUAUUCCAUUUGGUAGUCAGUCUGUAAACAGAGCAUCUUGGUGUUGCAUAUACAGUACAAUCAGCUUUAUUGUACGGUUGGAUACAGAGUCUGGCUCCGUUGGACUUAAGGAGCUUUUUUUCCUUGAUGUGACAGCAAAGAUAACAAGUCAUCUUUAAGAAAGUGAGUUAAGAGGAAUGACCGAAAUGUAGCUAAAAUUCAUAACCAAGAGUGAGUUUGCAAUUAUAUCGUCAAAACUUUUAAAGGGAAUUUACAAUGGAAAUCAUGCAAAGAUAUGCUCAGUAGAAAUGACCAUGUGCACAUAUAUUUUAAAUGAAUGUGCUAUAUGCAACAUCACAAAGUUUACACAGUGACUUCAAAUGAAGCCCAACUCUGUAAACUUAAAAUAGCCUGAUUAAUGAUCCCUACUGGAAAGAUCAAUAGGAAGAGGCUUGCAGCUUAGGUAACUGACAGAAACCUACAGUAAAUGCCAUGGACUGGAAGAUUUAUUUAGGCUUCUUAACUUCGUGUCCAGUGAGCAGUGUUGUCCCUACCUGUAUAAUUUGGAAGUGAUUUACUGGAAUUACAAAACCUAUUUUUUAUUUCAGCUUUUGCUCUUGCUGCUUUAGAAAAUUAUGCAGGAAAGAUCACACGAGGGCUAAAAAAUGGAGUGGGGAUAGGGACGGGGACUUGAUUUUUAAGCAGCUUGAAUGGUUUCUUUCAUUUUUUUAAGAAAUGCACUUGCCUAUGAUACUGUCUCUCCAGUGAAAUGAUUACUGCUCCAUUACUCUAUUGAUACAAUAUUGUGCAUGCUAGUGUCGUAUUUCUAUACAGUAGCUUGAAAUUUAUUAACUUAUACUGUAGAUGUUAUGUAUUCCUAUGACAAACUAGUCUUCAAAAAUUUUUUAAAGUUUUUUUUAAUUUAUUUUUUUCUUUUGGGGGUAAAGUUUGCUCUACCAAAUAGUUAUCGUAACAAACUGAUCUGUUAUGGAUGUUGCUAUAGUGACAUGCAAUUAUAUAUGAUUUUGUUUUAAAAAAGGAAAAGCAAAAGAAACACCAGUGUUAGCUUAAUCUUAAUGUCUGGUGUAUGUCAUGGUGAAAUUAUAACUAUUACAGUGUAGGAGAGCAAUUACUAUGUUCUUUGAAUGAGCCUUUGUUUGUGCUUUUUGUCAUGUUAUGCAGUGAACUAUUUUUAAGGUCUAAUCAGUGAUUAUUUUUCCAACUCCGUGUUUCUGUAAGGAAUUAUUUCACUCACGGACCAUUCUUAGCAGUUUUCCUCAGUGAUGGAAUAUCAUGAAUGUGAGUCAUUAUGUAGCCGUCGUACAUUGAGCAAAUAAACUUACAGAUCUGAUGUCAGUGCUACUUAA